Messenger RNA from Lachancea sp. 'fantastica', 504 nucleotides. The record is from the annotation of a GenBank genome assembly. Lineage: Eukaryota; Fungi; Ascomycota; Saccharomycetes; Saccharomycetales; Saccharomycetaceae.
AUGUUUUCCAAAGGUUUGAUGCAGAAACAAGCUCUCAGAACGCUUCACCAGACAGGUAAGAAGUCGUUGACGAUCCCAUUUUUGUCAACUUUGCCCCAGAACCCUGGUGGCGUGAAGGGUGACGUGAAUGAGGCGUACCGCCCCCCAGCUCCCGACAGAAUCCACGGAUCCUUGCACUGGGACUUCCAACGUAUCACUUCGGUCGCUUUGCUUCCUCUUGUAGGCAGCAGUCUGGCUGCUGGUGGAGACAUCAGCGUGGUGGCCGAUUCGGUGUUGGCCACCGUGCUGCUUGGCCACAUCUAUGUGGGCUACCAGUCGUGUAUCGUCGACUACAUUCCUAGCAGAGUGUACGGGAAAAACCACACUUAUGCCAUGUACUUGCUUACUUUGGGGUCUCUUUUUGCCGGUGUGGGUAUCUACAAGCUAGAGACUGAAGAAAAUGGACUUACCGGCGUGGUCAAGAAGCUGUGGUCUGCGAAAAGCACCUCCGAGGGAAAACAGUAA